Molecule: messenger RNA, 2494 nt
Organism: Phanerochaete carnosa HHB-10118-sp
Lineage: Eukaryota; Fungi; Basidiomycota; Agaricomycetes; Polyporales; Phanerochaetaceae
Exons: 9
Coding region: 128-1546 (472 amino acids)
Biological process (GO): proteolysis
Cellular component (GO): fungal-type vacuole
Molecular function (GO): serine-type carboxypeptidase activity
Source: RefSeq, a predicted model, not a curated record
UCAGGCCCGCGAAGUUGGUCCGUAACGAUCAUGCCCGAGUCGUUCCGGACAAUGCUCGCGCCGCUUUCUUGGCUGCUUUGUAUCCUAUUCGCUGGAGCAACGGAUAUACUGGCAGUUCGUAGGGGCAAUGGUCAUGUCAGCAAAGUUUGCCUCUCGUGCUUUCCAUACUAGAACCGACGGUGUCAUGCUCUCACAGGUGCAGCUUCCUCUCUCUCCAGCCACUAAACCCUUUGGGGGUUUGGAAGCUUUGUCUACCGCAUACUUUACAGUCCUCGCACAUCCUGCUUUUCCGCAUCACAGCGUGCGCAUCAAGAAAUCGCGCUUCUGCGAUGGCACUGUGGAUGCCUACACAGGUUACAUCGACGUUAAGGCGCGCCAUCUCUUUUUCUACUUCUUUGAGAGUAGGCACGAUCCAGCUCGCGAUGAUGUCGUGUUUUGGACGAACGGUGGUCCAGGUGGUUCGUCGUCCCUUGGUCUCUUCAUGGAACUCGGUCCUUGCACCCUGAAAACGCCCGACAACACCACUUUCAAUCCAUACUCCUGGAACGAGUACGCGAAUCUAUUUUUUGUUGAUCAACCCGUCGGUGUUGGCUUUUCGUACGCUGACCACGGGGAGGCUGUCGGAACCACUGAAGAUGCUGCAAAAGAUGUUGCUGCAUUUGUAGCGAUAUUUUUUGAGCAUUUCGAUCAAUUCAGACAUCGAGGUUUUCAUAUGGCUGGCGAGUCGUACGGGGGUCGCUAUCUUCCUGUCUUCGCUUCCGAAGUCUACGACCAAAACGUCAAGCUUGAGGCACUUGGUAUGGCCCCAAUAAACCUAACCUCAAUAAUGAUUGGCAAUGGUUGCACUGAUGACAUCACGAUGUUUCCUGCUUAUUACGAUAUCGAGUGCAAGAAUGUCUCGGGGCCGCCUGUGUUGGAUAUAGCAUGCCAGAAGUGGUUCCAGGCCGAGUGCUUGGACAGAAGGGAUUACAUCAACUGUCAGACUGCUCUGCAAUUCUGCACGUCGUCCAUCAUGGAUCCCUUCGUGGCUUCUGGUGAGCCAAGCACUAAAUCUGCCGCGCUCGGCAAAUCCAAUAUAACUCUCAACCUCUCCGUUCGUAGUCAAAUAGAGCAUUACCUCGACAAGCCAGAUGUCCGCAAGACACUGGGCAUAGAACCAUCUUUCGGCAACUUCAGCCGGCACAGUAUGGAAAUUGUACUCGCGUUCGGUGCCUCGUUGGACGAAGUAUUCCCGACCUCGUACUACAUUGGUGCCCUCCUUGAGCGGGGCGUGCGCGUGCUGCUCUACGUAGGCGCGAAUGACUGGAUCUGCAAUUGGGUCGGGAAUGAACAAAUGUCCCGGGAGCUGGUCUGGACGGGCCAGAAGGCGUUCACCGGGGAGCCGUUGAGAGAGUGGGAGGUGGACGGUGAGGUGGCAGGUGUCACGCGUGCAGCCAAUGGGCUUACGUUCGCAACUAUCGACGGCGCUGGACACAUGGUCCCGAUGGACAAACCAAAGGUUACUCUCGAAAUUCUAAAGAAGUGGCUCUCGGACGAAGAUUUCUGACAGCGAAUUUUCGCGUACAUUCGGAUUAAAUCUGUUCUAUAACAUCAUGGUAGAUGCAAUCUGUAGUCCGCAACAUCCAGAGUGGAGUACAACAGUAGUAGAUGCUAAACGUCUCCCCAAUUCUUAGGGAUUUACGCUACUUGAGUUUGGGCAUGCGUUUUCUGAGCGUCCGGGGAUUUUGCGUUCUCGUAUCUGGAAGCUCGGCAGGAUAGAGAGGUGAGAUCCAGAGACAGCUGCGCUUGCCUGUAUGAGAUACAAGAGGUCCGUGGUAUAGAGAUGUUUGAGUUUCGAACCUAUACGACGCAAAAUCACUGCGCACGACGUGAACGUAAGAGUCUAUGAUGCGUAUGGGAGGUCGGAAGGAGACUGGAAGGCGCGGAGGGAAAUUUCGGCGGCAGACAUCAGCGCCGAUUCUCGGUCCAUAACGGGCCCAGAAGUAGAGGCACUGGUGUCCUGGCAAUCCGAAUCUUCACAAGCGUCUGGGUGGCCGCGAUGAACCAUGUCCACUAGCCUCGACAGUGGCUCCUGGUCGGGUCCAGUAAUAAGACCCUUCGACUGAAGUCGCUCGAGUGCGUGGAACAGGCGCAGAUACGCCCGCCGGGUUUCCCCGUCUAUGUUGGUCGCCCGGAAGUGUCCUGCUCGGGCGUUCCAACAAUGUGUGACCCAUGGCAGGUGAAAGUAGCAGCCGCAGUUAGCGAUGUGGGAGCGCAGCGUGUGUUCUGCUACGUCGGCCAUCUUGUUGAUGAUCGUCUUGACGUAUUCCAGAGCCUUGGGUGAGCCUAUGCGAUGGUCCACGAGUAUAAGCCACUGGUUGCACAGUAACACGAAGGUGUGCAGGUCUUCAGGGUUAUAGUCGGCCAUACUUUCUGCGUAGUAGUCACAGAUGAGCAGGCUGUAGUCGAGUGCAGCCAUUUGUUCGUUGCGCACGACAACUAGUGAGUUUUGAUC